Molecule: messenger RNA, 2822 nt
Organism: Geodia barretti
Lineage: Eukaryota; Metazoa; Porifera; Demospongiae; Tetractinellida; Geodiidae
Source: the annotation of a GenBank genome assembly
UAUCAUUUGUGGAGCGAUUGAUUGCUCGUGAAGUGAGAUAGCUCUCGGACAGACCAGACAGACACACACGACAACUUCUGUAACCAUCGCUGUGCAUGCAAACCGAGGGUUAAUUGCAUAUAGCUACUGAAAAGGCUCAUCUUUGUCAUAUUAGGUUCUGAGCGAGAGGCAGAACUAAACAUGAUGCAGAUUGUAUUCACUGGAAUCCCUCGUUCUGGAAAGAGUUCGUUUUGGAAACGCUUGCAGGGCAUUAUUCCAGAGAGACUUCUUCCAAGUACUGACAUCACAAGUUCAGAAGGAAGUGUGAGACUGGACAUUAGGGGAAGCUGUGGCUUUGUUCUGCACGUCUCAGAACUUGCCUGGAGGAGGAUUCAAGCCGAGGAGGAAAUGGAGGGAUUUGUUGCAUUGGUAACUCAGCACGGACAUCUCUUCAUACAAGAAUCACCUCAAGAUUUCUCUAGCACCACAGUACCUGAACAGCAGAAUAAAAAACCAGCUUCACCCAAACCAGACGGGCAGCCGGAUCUUCAGCAGAGUAAAUUGGCCCAGGUGAAAAAUGAAGCUGUAGAGCAGUCCAUUACCACAGGCACUGACUCAGUCUUGCCAAACACAGAAGGACAGCAACCUACGCAACAGAGCGAGCAAGAUCAGCCGCAAAAUGUGCCAGCUUCCACACACAUUGAAGAGUCUGGCAACGUAGAGGGGCAAUUACCCUCAGCCUCCAAUGUAAUGAAUAAAGCAUUAAUCAGUAUGAAACAAACACAACUCAGCAGGAAGAUAGACAGUGCCUCGUAUGUACUGUGCAGAGACACAGGAGGCCAGCCCGAGUACCAGGAGCUGUUGGCUCUACUGAUUGCAGAGAGCAACACAGUCUACAUCAUCUUCAAUCUGGUGCACGACCUUCACUCCAUUCAGCCUCUGGAGUACCUCCCAUCUGUUGAUGGUGACCCGAUCACAUACGAAUCACCACAUACUGUAGGUGAGAUGCUGUGUCAGUCUCUGAUAAGUGUGCCAGUUCACAGUUCUGGUGUACGGGGCUCCAAGAAAGACUCACAGGACGUGUCUGGAGAUGGAGAGUUCCAGAAUCGUUCGUGUGUUUUCUUCAUUGGCACACACAAGGACCAGGUGUCCCCUCAGAGAAUAGAGGCCGUCAACAGAGACCUGAUUGAACUGAUCCGACACACUCCACAGUAUAAAGCCAACAUUGUCCAGCGUUGCAGUGCUGACAGCAUCGUCUUUGCUGUGGACAACUUCUCUUCUCUGGAGAAUGACGAGGACUUUGCUGUGAUUCGCAGGGCAACCCAAGGCCUGGUGUAUGGCAGUCAUUUGAGAGUGAAGGCCCCCACCUCGUGGCUGUUCACAGGAGUAGUCCUGCAGAACGUGUCUGAGACACGACCAAUGAUUUCACUGAGUCAGUGCCAGGAAAUAGCUCGGCAGUGUGGAGUCGAGCAACAGUCAUUCAAACCGUGUCUCAAAUUCCUUCACAAUAAAGUCGGAGCCAUAAGGUUAUAUGAAACUGAACACCUCCGCGAUGUGGUUAUCAUCAAACCUCAAGUACUGAUCAAUGCUCUCUCCCACCUGAUGAGAAGGGCCUUCUUGAAGCCUCUCUCUGGGAGAGCAGUUGUCGACGAUGAAGAUAUCAAUGAUGUAGUUCUGCACUUCAAGUCAAUAACAAGAGAUCGUCUCAUCGAGAUAGCACUUGACCUGCUAGUGAUGUGUCGUCAUCCAAACUCAACUGCCCAACAUCCCAUGUACUAUCUCACCUGUAUGCUGCCAAUGAAUAGAGAGGUCAAUGGUGUUGGGAUGAACUCUGUUUACUUCACGAUGGAAGGGUUUGUGCUCCCUAUUGGUCUCGGUAGAGCCACAAUCACUGCAAUAGUACAGCAACAAAUGAACACCAAAACCCCAUGGAAGAUAAACUACGACACCUUUCAUCGCAACAGUGUUGAGUUUACAGUUGGUUCUCCUGCAGUGAGUUUCAAGAUUUCCUGUUCUGCAAAGCACCUCAGUCUCUCUGUCAGGAAUGCUGCAAGUGUUUCGAGGGAGACAUGUUCCGAUGUUCGUAUUGCAAUUGAGUCAACAAUGACUGAAGUAUUGAAACUGUAUCGCUAUGGACAGGCAACAACUCCAGUUGUAGCCUUUAGCUGUCCGAGUUGUGAUCUGGAAGCUACUGGGUUCCACUACGCCACCUUAGUGGCUGAGGACAGACUUGAAUGUUCUCAUAUGAAACAGAAUGUGGUUGUUGCUUCAAACCUGAAAAAGUGGGUUUUGGUGAGUUUUAAUAAUAAUUAUGUUUAUUAAUUUCAUUACUAUUUGUGUUAUCAUGGCUAAUAGGAAGGAAAGGCUGCUUUGUUGAGAGCUGCUGCCACUGGGAAUAUUGAUGCUGUCAAGAGAGAGCUCACUGGUCACACCGACGUUAAUUCUCAAGAUGAGGACGGAACAACUGCCAUUUCCUAUGCUGCAAUGAAUGGUCACAUUGAUAUUGUGCGUCUUCUGAUAGAAGCCAAUGCUGACCUAAACCUACCAGAUAAGGAUGGUUUUACUCCACUCCGUGUUGCCUGUGAUGGUGGGCACAAGCUAAUAGUUGACAUUCUAUUGAAGAAUGGAGCCAACGUUAAUCUCACCACGACAGUAAGUGUGUUUGUAGUAAAUGAGAUUUGUGAUGUAAGGGUAAUAAAAGCCACAUAUACCAUCAUAAAUGAUAAUUACACCAACAUCAAGAUGUGAAAGUGGGCUGCUUAUUUCCGUAGUCUUUUUAAGCACCAGUUCUGGUAUACAUGUACAACAUACUGUUGAACUUGUACAAACAUUAUUAUUGUAGC